UGGACAAUUUACGUUAAAUAUUUAAAAAAUAAAUCAAGAUUCAUAUAUUAUAUAAUAGAAUUUUUAUAAAAAUCAUCAUAUUUUUGGUAUUUCAGAUGGACAUGGAUAAAAUGGAUAGUAAAUAAGUUAAUUUAUAUUAGAAAACCUAAAAAUUAGUUUUUAAUAAAAUAUCGAAAAAAAUCCAUAGAACCCUUCUUAAGGAUUAAAAAGUGCCUUUUUUUCCACAAACUAAAGUUUACUCUAAAAUUCAAAUAUAAAUAGUGAUUUUUCAGGAUCAACUGCUAUAUUUCUAUACAUGAAUUCCAACAAAAUAUACACGGCAAAUACAGGAGACUCCAGGGCUUUUAUAGCCUCAACUAUUGAAGGCGAAUGGAAAGUUAAAGAACUAUCCAAAGACCAUAAACCUGACGAUGAAAAGGAAAAACAAAGAAUUUUAUAGAAUGGAGGUCGUGUAGACUUCUAUAAAAACGAAGAUUCAAUUCCUAUAGGACCUUAUAGAGUUUGGCUUAAACAUGAGAAUGUUCCAGGACUUGCUAUGUCGAGAUCUUUUGGUGAUAAAGUGGCUUCUUCAGUGUGUUUUUUAAUGCCUUGUUUUCUAUUUAUAGAAAAUACAUUUUAUAAUAACCAAUAUAAUAUAGAUAUUAAAAAUCUUUGCAAAGACUUUUUACAUAUACGAGACGAAAAUGAAAGCCAAGAGCUAUUAUAUAAAUCUAAAACACUGAAUGAGGUCUUCGAAGAUAUUAAAAUCUAAAUAGGGAAGCCUUAUGUAUAUAGGCAUGGUAAUUAAUGUGAUCAUAUGAUAGUUUUUAAUUAAAUUAGGAUGUGGAAUACUGAUUUACCUUAAGAUAAAGAUUUAUAUGCUUUAAAUUAUUUCCUUCCUAAAAUUAAAAGAAGAAAAUGUGAAGGAUGUUUAUUAUAUUUUGCUGAUAUUGUUUGUUUUAAUGAUAAAAUUUCUAAUAAAAAUCCUGUUUAUUUUUGCGAAAAAUGCUAUAAAGAAAUACACUUAGAUGAUAACUAAAAGUUAAAAUAUAAUGAUUUUUCAUAUUAUCCUUAUUUAUAUGAAUGA
Ichthyophthirius multifiliis is the source of this 1066-nucleotide messenger RNA. Its product is annotated as protein phosphatase 2c, putative. The transcript has 4 exons. NCBI's taxonomy places the organism in Eukaryota, Ciliophora, Oligohymenophorea, Hymenostomatida. Gene Ontology annotation, cellular component: snRNA-activating protein complex. The record is from RefSeq and is a predicted model, not a curated record. Gene Ontology annotation, molecular function: RNA polymerase II cis-regulatory region sequence-specific DNA binding; core promoter sequence-specific DNA binding; bent DNA binding. Gene Ontology annotation, biological process: snRNA transcription by RNA polymerase II; snRNA transcription by RNA polymerase III.